AUGUUGCAGGGAACAUACAGAUUUAAGAAUGGAGCACGUUAUGUAGGUGAAUAUCUGCAGAACAAGAAACAUGGCCAGGGAACCUUCUAUUAUCCGGAUGGCUCCAAAUACGAAGGAAGUUGGGCACAUGAUCAGCGACAUGGAGAAGGAACUUAUCAUUAUCCAAACGGUGAUACAUAUACUGGAGAAUGGCUUGCUCAUCAAAGGCAUGGUCUGGGAACCUACGUGUAUGCGCAGACAGGCUCCAAAUAUGUGGGAACCUGGGUUCACGGAAAGCAGGUCGAAGCUGGAGAGCUCAUUCACCUGAACCACCGAUACCAGGGCAACUUUCUCAAUAACAAUCCUACAGGUCGAGGGAAAUACAUCUUUGACUUUGGCUGUGAGCAGCAUGGAGAAUACCUUCAGACAGAACAGGACAAAACUGAAGAAGAGAUCGCAGAGGAAGAAUCCGUCACUAUAACUGUCCUGAAGUGGAAGGCUGAGAAACUGUCGGGAUUGACAUUGUACUCUCCAACAUUUAAGACCGAAGUAAAGGCCGACGCGUUAGAGGCUGAAGAACUGGCUGCUGAUAAUACAGAGGCUGCUGACAUAGCUGAGAAAGAUGUUCCUGAGACAGAUGCUGCUGAUACUGCUGCUCCUGCGGCUGAUGCCCCAGAGGUAGAUGCCCCAGAGGUAGAUGCACCAGAGGUAGAUGCACCAGAGGUAGAUGUACCAGAGGCAAAUGCCCCAGAGGCAGAUGCCCCAGAGGCAAAUGCCCCAGAGGCAGAUGCCCCAGAGGCAGAUGCCCCAGAGGCAAAUGCCCCAGAGUUAGAUGCCCCAGAUGUAGAUGCCCCAGAUGUAGAUGCCCCAGAGGUAGAUGCCCAAGAGGUAGUUGCCCCAGAGGUAGAUGCCCCGGAGGCAAUUGUCCCAGAGGCAGAUGCUCCAUUGGCAGAUGCUCCAUUGGCAGAUGCUCCAUUGGCAGAUGUUGCAGAGGCAGAUACUUCUGAAACAAAUGCCCCUGUGACAGAAGCUUUUGGUCUCGAUUCCCUUAGUUUAGCAGAAGGUAAUGAGGGUGUAUCUGAUGCUGCAUCUGAGCUGGCUGCAGACUGAGGGUGUGGUAUGAGGCUAGAAUGCCUGAUUAGUAGCUGGAUGGAGAGCACCACCAAUUACAGAAAACCACUUGGUUGCAGGCUGAAAAAACUGAAUGAUUCAUGUUGGCUUAAAAAUAUCCACGACAGAAAAACAAGAAGCCGUGUCUUGGUCUACUGACUUUAAAGUGUUGUUUUUAUCAAGGAGAGCAAGUUUCCUCCUUGGAAUGUGGACUGGACAGCAGUAUGAACCAUCAUGCCAUCAAAGUUUACAAUCUUAAAAAUAAAAUAUUAGAUACAAAGCUUAUGAUUUUUUUCACUGACAUUGCAAACAAAUCCUAUUCCUGUAUAAAUACUAUGCCUAAAGAAUAGACAGUGCUUAUUGACCCUGUGGAAAACAUGGUUAGAGGUGGCAUUGCUGUAGUGUUAUGAACAGACAAAUUAGGAGCAGAGGUAUGCCAGUCAGUCCUUAUAGUCUGCUGCGUCAUUCAAUAAAAUCAUGGCUGAUCUGA
This is a messenger RNA of Rhincodon typus (whale shark), 1579 nucleotides long. RefSeq names its product radial spoke head component 1. The record is from RefSeq and is a predicted model, not a curated record. Bases 1 to 1089 code for a protein of 362 amino acids. Gene Ontology annotation, biological process: axoneme assembly; spermatid development. NCBI's taxonomy places the organism in Eukaryota, Metazoa, Chordata, Chondrichthyes, Orectolobiformes, Rhincodontidae. The transcript is spliced from 6 exons. Gene Ontology annotation, cellular component: motile cilium; nucleus.